Molecule: messenger RNA, 501 nt
Organism: Artibeus jamaicensis (Jamaican fruit-eating bat)
Lineage: Eukaryota; Metazoa; Chordata; Mammalia; Chiroptera; Phyllostomidae
Gene: TMEM239
Product: transmembrane protein 239
Exons: 2
Coding region: 1-501 (166 amino acids)
Source: RefSeq, a predicted model, not a curated record
AUGGGACUCAUCACUGGACUAGCCCUCUCCCCAGGUGCACCAUCUGUGAUGCAGCAGCCUCGAGUGGAGACAGAUGCCAUCGGGGCCGGUGAGGGGCCGCAGCCGGCAAUGCCCUGGUCAGCCUGGGUCACGCGGCAGGGCUGGGUGCGCUGGUCCAUGUACCAUGUGCCCCAGAGCUGGAUCCAGUGGUGGACCACAUCCAGCUGGCGGCAGCCGCUUCGGCGUGUGCUCUGGGGUCUGGAGGGGAUCCUCUACCUGCUGCUGGCACUGACGCUGUGCCACGCACUCUUCACUACCGGCUCCCACCUGCUGAGCUCCCUGUGGUCCGUGGUGGCCGCAGCAUGGCGCCAUCUGCUGCCCGCCAUCCUGCUGCUGGUGCUCAGUGCCCUCCCAGCCCUGCUCUUCACCAUCUCCUUCCUGCUGCUGUUCUCUACGCUGUUGAGCCUCGUGGGCCUCCUCGUCUCCAUGUCUCACCCAGGCCACGCUCAGGACUUGGACUAA